AAAACGCGGGAAACCGCCAAACUUCCCCGCUCCCGCGCGACCGCCGAGAAGCCACCAACAAUGGAGCAAUGGCUGCCGCUGUUCCGCUACCUCCUCGCCUCUCCGGCCCCCAACGCCGCCGCCUUCUCCUCCUCCUCCUCCGGCGACGUGCAGUGCCCCAGCUCGCCUCCUACAGCCGCCGCUCUCCUCCGCCUCCUUCUCUCCCCGGUUCCCACGCUCCCGGCUUCCGACCCCCCCGCCGUCCUCUUCCAGACCCUGCCGCCGUUCGUGCAGUCGCAGGCGCUCUCGUUCCUCGCCUCCUCCGUUAGCCUCCUUGACCCCGCUCUCGUGCGUUCGCUCGCUACACGCGUCCUCUCCGCGCCAUCUGGGAGGCACGACUUCUGGGCCCGCCGCGGCGCCCGCCACCUGCUCGACGGGUUGUCCCAGGGAGGCGGCGUUGAUGCCCCCGGGGAUUCUCUUGAUGAGUUCCACGAGCCUCCGCCGUGGCUUAAAGAAGCGGCGGCGAGGACACGCCCUUCUCUUCCAUGGCUACCUCUUGAGUGGCGCAGCGUCAAUGCGAGCAAUGUCUCAAGUGGUGGGGAUGGUUUUGAUAAGGUUGGCUUGGAGUCUUUAGUGUUGGAGAAAGAAGAGGAUUCAGAGAUGCAGGAGGCUGAGUGUGUUCCAUCGCUCUCGGCUCCUUCUCUUGGGACUCAGUCCUUGCACAGGGCUCUGGCUCUACAGAAGGAGAUUUUGAUGGCAGAAUCAAUUUUGGUAGCCCAGCGUGCGGCAAAAGAUUUGCAGCAGCUCUGUGUCGAGUCCGGGAAUGCUGAGGCUGUCCUUAGCAUAGUUCAGCCAUGGAAAGCCGAUGAUGAUACCGUGAGGGUUCUGCUUUCCAGUUUAGUGCUUGACGGAGAUGGAAUGCGUGGAAAAGAGCCAGCUCUUAUGCUGUGUUCUCUUUUCUUGCCAAAGUUACUAAACCUUCAAAGACCUGUUUCCUCAGUUCUUCUUGCUGCUGCACUAGAUCUCUGCAAACGCCACCCAGCUGCUGCAUUGGAGGCUGUCCUCUUCCCACUAGUUCUCAGAAAAGAAGGGCUUACUGUUCCUCAGUGCGAUGUGGUCACACGAAUUGUCAAGGAUGGCAUGCAUCCAUUGCAUGUCACUGCCUUCUGCCAUAGGUUGCUUUCAGGGGAUGAGAAGGAACGGAUACCAAUUUGUAUGCCUGAGCACCAGGAAAACAUUGGUAGUAAUUUGGUCUGGACGGAAUCCCUCUUUGCUCUGUUGUACAGCAUACUGAAUCAAGAUAUAUGCUUGACACCAAGCACCAUGGAAAAUCUAGUGUCUGUGAUGGAUGAGAUGGCAUCCAAGUUCUCGAAAUCACUGAAAUUUGGUAACUUUCUUCUUUGCUUCAUCUCGAAAUGUUGGCGUGAGUCUAAAAUUCACAGAGUUCUGCUAGAGGGAGCUGCUGAGAAAACGGAUACUUUCCUGACUAAAGCUAUAUUAGCAAAACUGCGAACUGCAAAUUGAAAUGUGCCCUUAAAAACUUCAAAGUGCACAGCUGGUGAGUCUACUUUUCCAUUUGGAUUAUCUAAGGCAUGUGAUUUUAUGAAAGGAUUGUUACUUAGAUCGUGAAAAUAGAUAAGCUUUUUUCUUUUGUAAGAAACCAUAUGAGAAUUAUUCCUAUAUGA
Molecule: messenger RNA, 1664 nt
Organism: Oryza brachyantha (malo sina)
Lineage: Eukaryota; Viridiplantae; Streptophyta; Magnoliopsida; Poales; Poaceae
Exons: 1
Coding region: 61-1503 (480 amino acids)
Biological process (GO): interstrand cross-link repair
Cellular component (GO): Fanconi anaemia nuclear complex
Source: RefSeq, a predicted model, not a curated record